This is a messenger RNA of Nerophis lumbriciformis (worm pipefish), 5064 nucleotides long. The record is from RefSeq and is a predicted model, not a curated record. Lineage: Eukaryota; Metazoa; Chordata; Actinopteri; Syngnathiformes; Syngnathidae.
AUGUCCGAGAGGCUGGCACGGCUCGCGGUGACCCUACUGCUCUUCGCCCUGUGCGUCGCCGUUCAGCGGGCAGACUCUGCGGCUUGCCACGGAUGUGUGGGAUCCAAAUGCGACUGCAGCGGAGUCAAAGGAGCAAAGGGUGAGCGGGGUUUCCCGGGUCUCAGCGGACAACCAGGAGUGCCGGGCUUCCCGGGACCGGAAGGGGCGAUCGGACCUCGCGGAGAGAAGGGCAGUGAUGGGCCAAUGGGUUUCGCUGGCCCAAAAGGAAUAAGAGGACCUGCUGGAUUGCCUGGAUUCCCAGGAACACCAGGACUUCCGGGUCUACCUGGGCAGGAUGGAGCUCCAGGCCCAAGAGGAACGCCAGGAUGCAAUGGGACAAAAGGUGAAAUCGGCUUCCCGGGAACCGGAGGAAUCCCAGGGCAGCCUGGACUGCCGGGUCCACCUGGUCUUCCUGGACAGAAGGGCGAUCCCGGUGACGUGAUCUCUACCAAUCGUUUUGGCGAGAAAGGAGCUGUGGGCUUUCCUGGACUGCCAGGCGUUCCUGGUCCUCCAGGACCCGCCGGUUACCAAGGUCCCUCUGGCCCUCCUGGUCCGAGAGGCUUUGAGGGUCGACCGGGUCCUCCUGGUCCUCCUGGACCUAAGGGAAACAUGGGACUGAACUUCCAGGGACCCAAAGGAGAGAAGGGUGAGCCGGGUUUACCGGGACCCGCCGGGCCACCGGGAAACGUCGGGGAACAGAAGAGGCCGACUGAGAUUGAGAUUCAGAGAGGAGACAAGGGUGACCGCGGACUUCCAGGCCUACCUGGUGAUCCCGGCUACCCAGGUCCUCCUGGUACUCCUGGCGGCCAGAAGGGAGAAAAGGGAGAACCAGGAGAGGCAGGCAAACGCGGAAAACCAGGCAAAGAUGGUGACCCAGGUCCACCGGGGUUCCUUGGUCUCAAAGGAGAACCAGGCCUGCCAGGUUCCCCGGGCAGGGACGGGGAGAGAGGUAUGAAAGGUGAACGUGGAUUCCCAGGUGCUCCGGGACUGGUGUGUAUUGAAAUCCAAUUUGGUCCGCAGGUUGGACCAAAAGGUGAACCUGGUUUCCCUGGAUCACCCGGGAUCAAAGGAGAAAGAGGACUACCAGGUGUAACAGGACCUCCAGGACAGCCGGGAUUUCCAGGUGGCGGUGGCGGCGGGUCACCAGGCUCUCCGGGCUUCCCGGGAGAGAGAGGUCAAAAAGGAGACAUCGGCAGUCCGGGGCUAUCUCUUCCAGGCCCUCCGGGGCGCCCCGGACCUCCUGGGUUGCCAGGACCACCAGGGGCCUCUGGACCAAAAGGCAUUUCCACUGGUGGAGAAGGCUGCCUCCCUGGCACUCCCGGGCGUCCCGGCCUAUCGGGAGAGAGGGGUUUCCCGGGAGAGGCAGGCCAGAAAGGUGAAAAGGGCGACACCUGUGUCAACUGCUUUAGUGGCACUACUGGCAUCCGUGGACCUCCAGGGCCUGCAGGACAACCUGGAUACCCAGGAAAUCCAGGUUCUCCGGGUAGCAAAGGAGAUAGAGGCUUCCCUGGAUCACCUGGCUCAAAUGGACCACCUGGCAUUCCUGGUCCUCAAGGUCCUCCAGGAUUCCCAGGAGAGAAAGGAGAUCCCGGUGAAGCCAUCACUGGCCCUGGUGUGAGGGGAGAGAAGGGUGACACAGGAUUCCCUGGAGCGCCUGGUCUUCCAGGUCUAGAUGGACGUCCAGGUCGGGAUGGACAGCCUGGUCUUCCGGGCCCCAAAGGAGCUCCUGGAUCUAUUCGGGACAGGGGAGAAAGAGGGAGCCCUGGUGAUCCAGGUCCUCCUGGAAUCGCGGGAGAUCGGGGCCCACCAGGACCCCCCGGCUUUGGGCCUGCUGGAUCCCCAGGAGAAAAGGGGGUCCAGGGUGUCUCAGGAAGGCCAGGAGCCCCUGGUAUACCUGGUGCCAAAGGGGAGCCAGGCUUGACAGUAGCAGAAAAAGGGCAACCAGGACCCAGAGGUCUGGAUGGUGAGCCAGGACUUCCUGGGGCACCAGGAAACCCAGGUCAGCCUGGUCAGCCGGGCUUCCCUGGAGUACCAGGAGCAAAGGGUGACCCUGGAUUGCCUGGAAUUGGACUCCCAGGACCUCCUGGAUCUAAAGGAUUCCCCGGUAUACCUGGGCAACCAGGAGCUCCGGGUGGACCGGGUAGACCUGGAGUAGACGGCCUUCCGGGCCAACCUGGAUUCCCUGGCGCAAAAGGUGAACCUGGCUUCGGACUCCCAGGUCCUCCUGGAUCUCCAGGUGUACCUGGAGCUAAAGGUUUAACCGGACCCAAGGGAGACUCCGGUUUCCCUGGAAGCCCUGGGUCACCAGGAAGAUCUGGAUUUGAUGGUGGACCAGGGCCUAAAGGUGAACCGGGAACAUCUGGUAUCCCUGGACCUCGUGGCCCACCGGGACCACCAACGCCAGGCUCACGUGGGCCUCCAGGUGCCCCUGGACUCCCAGGCCCAAUGGGCACACCUGGAUUCCCUGGAGUAAAUGGAGCAAAGGGAGACCCUGGGCCACCCGGUUUGGAUAUUCCAGGCUUGCCAGGGGACAGAGGAAGUCCUGGUUUUCCUGGUUCCCCUGGACCAAUUGGAACCCCAGGACCCCCUGGAGGCCCUGGACGAGAUGGCGUUCCAGGCCUGCCGGGUGCCAAAGGUGAUAUGGGUCCUAUUGGAUCUCCCGGAACACCUGGAGAACCUGGCGGCCCUGGGGCACCCGGUGGUCCCGGACAGAAAGGUGAAUCUGGAUUCCCUGGUAGGGAUGGUGUUCCUGGCUCUCCCGGAGCCAAAGGAGAAAAAGGCAAUGUUGGGGAACGAGGACCACCUGGAUACAGUCCACCGGAUAUUGUCGCAAGAGGAGAAAAAGGGGAAGCAGGACUACCAGGGGCACCAGGAUUUCCUGGUCAGAAGGGCAUCCCCGGUGUCACUGGUGACCCUGGACUUCCAGGAUCAGAUGGACGGCCUGGACUUCCUGGACCAUCAGGACCAAAGGGAGAUCCUGGAAUUCCAGGAGGGCCUGGCGGUCCCGGAGCUCCUGGACUAAAAGGCAGCAUGGGAGAAAUGGGAUUCCCAGGACCUUCAGGGCAGAAGGGUUUGCCGGGUCAGCCAGGUCUACCCGGCUCUCCGGGACAGCCCGGAGCCCCUGGUUUCCCGGGAGCCAAAGGUGAGCCAGGUUCUGCUGGGAUUGGACCACCUGGACCACCUGGAAUCAAGGGAGAUCCUGGCCAAUCAGGUUUCCCUGGAAGUCCAGGGCCUAAAGGGACUCCAGGAUUACCAGGUCUGCCAGGUUUACCUGGAGGACCAGGGGCCAAAGGUGAUCUAGGUCCUACAGGGUUCCAAGGGCCUCCCGGUAUUCCUGGUCCAAAGGGGUUGGACGGUGGGCCCGGAGGCCCUGGCCUCACUGGGGCUCCUGGUAGGCCGGGAGAGCCUGGCCGACCAGGAUCACCUGGAUUUCCAGGAGAGAAGGGUCAAGCGGGUCGGGAUGGCAUCCCAGGACCAGCUGGCAUCAAAGGCGAACCAGGGAUUCCAGGGUCUGGUGAACCAGGAUCCCCUGGACUUCCAGGAUUCCCGGGUGCCAAGGGAGAACCUGGCCUCCCUGGUCCUCCUGGCAGUUCUGGUUUCCCUGGUCAAAAAGGAGAGAGUGGCUUCCCUGGCUCUCCAGGCUCUCCGGGCCCUAUUGGCCCUCCUGGAACUCCGGGUCUUGGUCUACAGGGUCCCAAAGGAAUUCAAGGACCUCCUGGGCCACCAGGAAGAGCAGGUCCAUCAGGUCAGAUCGACGGCGUUCCCGGCCCACAGGGUCCUCGUGGGGCCCCAGGAAGCGGUGGCAUCAGGGGCGAGAAAGGCAUUCCCGGUGCUGCUGGCCAGCCAGGCUUCCCCGGACAGAAAGGAGACCCAGGUGUUCCUGGAUUCUCAGGUUCUCCGGGUCUUCCUGGCGGUCCAGGUCCUAAGGGUGACAUUGGUCUACCUGGCGUUCCCGGAUUCCCAGGACCGAAGGGAGACCCAGGAAUUCCCGGUGGCCCUGGCCUUACCGGUGACCCGGGAGAUGUCGGACCUCCAGGCCCAGUCGGUGAGCCUGGUUUUUCUGGACCUACCACUGUGCUCAAGGGAGACCGCGGACCCCCCGGUCCCGUUGGCCAGCCUGGUGCCGGAGGACAGCCGGGCUCCCCUGGACGCGAAGGCCUCCCAGGUCAGGCAGGUGACGCAGGCGGUCCCGGUCCAGAGGGUCCCCCUGGCUUCAGCGGCCCUCCCGGAAGGAAGGGAGACAACGGGCCCGCUGGUCAGCCUGGUCAGCGCGGUUAUCCUGGUCCUCCCGGUUCCGACGGUCCGCAGGGCCCGCCCGGCCUUCCGGGCUCGGGCUCGGCAGCGCACGGCUUCCUCAUCACCCGACACAGCCAGAUCCAGGAAGUACCCCUCUGUCCGGUGGGCACCAACCUGAUAUACGACGGCUACUCCCUGCUGUACGUGCAGGGCAACGAAAGGGCGCACGGGCAAGACCUCGGAACGGCCGGAAGCUGCCUGCGCCGCUUCAGCACCAUGCCCUUCAUGUUCUGCAACAUCAACAACGUGUGCAACUUCGCCUCCCGUAACGAUUACUCCUACUGGCUGUCAACGCCCGAGCCCAUGCCCAUGUCCAUGGCACCAAUUACCGGCGAGAGCAUCAAGCCUUUCAUCAGCCGGUGCUCGGUGUGCGAAGCUCCCGCGAUGGUGAUCGCGGUCCACAGUCAAACCAUCCAGAUUCCCAACUGCCCUGCCAACUGGGAGGCUUUGUGGAUAGGCUACUCCUUCAUGAUGCACACCAGUGCCGGCGCCGAGGGAUCUGGUCAGGCCCUAGCCUCGCCCGGCUCUUGUUUGGAGGAGUUCCGCAGCGCUCCCUUCAUCGAGUGCCACGGCAGGGGGACGUGCAACUACUACGGCAACUCCUACAGCUUCUGGCUAGCCACCGUGGACGAAGGCGAGAUGUUCAGCAAGCCCCAGUCGGAGACGCUGAAGGCGGGCAACCUGCGGACGCGCGUCAGCCGCUGCGUGGUCUGCAUGAAGAGGACGUAA